Melozone crissalis (California towhee) is the source of this 5786-nucleotide messenger RNA. RefSeq names its product leucine rich repeats and transmembrane domains 2 (gene LRTM2). Lineage: Eukaryota; Metazoa; Chordata; Aves; Passeriformes; Passerellidae. Bases 891 to 2003 code for a protein of 370 amino acids. Gene Ontology annotation, molecular function: protein binding. Gene Ontology annotation, biological process: axonogenesis; positive regulation of synapse assembly; regulation of presynapse assembly. The record is from RefSeq and is a predicted model, not a curated record. The transcript has 6 exons. Gene Ontology annotation, cellular component: membrane.
CACCCGGAGAGGGAUGGCAGCAAGGGCGGGAUGAGGGAGAGAGAGGGACUGACAGCAGCUGCCCUUUCUCCAGGAUGCACUGGGAGGAAUGAAAACCUCCCGAGCUCCUUCCUCUGGGUGUUUGGGAGCAGAUCCUGCCUGCCUGGCGGGGUGACUCCUCUGCACUGUCUGUGCGCGUUCCUGUGCGUGUGCUGCUGCCAUCGCAGAUGUACCCCCAGCUGUCACUUCACCGCGCACAGUCGCUCCCUCUCCCGCCUCUCUCUCUCUUUCUCUCUCCCCCUAUUUAUUAUUUACGGAGGAUUACAGUCCCUUUCCCACGCUGUCAUCUCGCUUUGCGGCUCCCCUGCCCUCCACGCGAGGCCAGCGGCUGGCUAGGGAGGGUUCCUGCCAGCUAGGCUCCAGAACAGAGGCACUUUCUGCUGGAUUUGCUUUGGGAUUGUACCGGGUUCGGAGAGCCGGGAGAGCUGCCAUUCUCACAGGAGGGUCCAUUCCAGCCUGAGAGAGUGCUGGAGGGAGUUAAAUAGAGCACACGGAAAGCUGCUGCUGGGGACGGAAAGUCAAGCAGGGAGAGGGAAGGAAGAGGCUGUAACUGGGCAGUGUCCGGGGACUCAGGUGGAAGUGGCUGCAGGCAGAACCCCUCCAGUCUCCCCCGCCUCAGGUCCUUCCUUAUCCUUCUCCUCCGAGGCUCGCUCGCUCUCCAGCUCCUGCAGUUGCUGCAGUGGGAAAUCCCCAAGCUGAAGCGGUGCCGCUCCAGCCACCACAUCCAUUUUACCUUAAAGCAGACAGGAAGCGCUGGACCUGGCAGGCAGGCUACAAGGUCACUCCCUCUCCCGGCGGGGCCGAGGGCCAGGCUGGCUGUUGGAUGUGAAGGCACGCUGGAGAAGAGCACGAUGCUGCCUGCAAGUGCUGGCCACCGGUGGAGGAGCAGGUUCCUCAUGAGGUGGCAGGAGGCUUGUCUGCUUGGCUGCUGGCUCUCACUAUGUGCUGCUGAGUCCUUCUUUGCUUGUCCUUCCUCCUGCAAGUGUAACAGUGGCAACCUGGAAGUGGACUGCAGUGGUUUGGGCCUCUCUUCCAUUCCCUCAGACAUCCCCACAAACACCAGGACCUUCCUCUUUCUCAACAACAAACUCAGCAUCCUGCCAGGAGCAGUGUUUUCCAACCUCUCUGCUCUGCAGAGGUUGGACCUAUCCAACAACUUCUUGGACCAGCUCCCUCAGAACAUCUUCAGUGACCUGGGGAACCUCACAGAGCUGCAGCUGAGGAACAACAGCAUCCGGGCCUUGGACAAGGACCUGCUGCAGCACACGGCCCUGCUGCGCCAGCUGGAUCUCUCCAUCAACGGCCUGGCCCAGAUCCCUUCGGGCAUCUUUGACGAUCUGCCUGCCCUGCGCUCCCUCUCCCUCAGGUCCAACCGCCUGCAGAGCCUGGACAGGGUGACCUUUGAGCCUCUGACCAGCCUGCAGCACCUCCAGGUGGGGGAUAACCCCUGGGAAUGCGACUGCAACCUCCGGGACUUCAAGCACUGGAUGGAGUGGUUCUCCUACCGAGGUGGGAAAAUCGACCAGCUGGCCUGCACCCUGCCCAAGGAGCUGAAAGGAAAGGACAUGCGGAUGGUGCCCAUGGAGAUGUUCAACUACUGCUCCCAGCUGGAUGACGAGAACAGCUCUACAGUGCUGGACAAUACUGGCCCACCUUGCACUAAAGGAAGCCCUGCUCCUUCCAAAUCUAAAUCAGGCCCAGAACCAGAAGUGGAGCCCAGUGUGGGAUGCCCUCAGAAACAGCGGUACAGGCCCGUGAGCGUGCGCCGCGCGAUCGGCACUGUGAUCAUUGCAGGGGUGGUUUGUGGCAUCGUCUGCAUCAUGAUGGUGGUGGCAGCUGCCUAUGGCUGCAUCUACGCCUCCCUCAUGGCCAAAUACCACAGGGAGCUGAAGAAGAGGCAGCCACUCAUGGGUGACACAGAAGGUGAACAUGAAGAGCAAAAACAAAUCUCUUCUGUGGCGUGAAACUGUUCUAGGAAGGAAAGGACAGCGAUGAAAAAAGGUACCUGAGAGCAGUCAAACAUGGGGUCCUCCCAAAAUACAUCUUCCCAGACAGACUGUGCUAUUGCUCCACUCACCCAAGUAGUACAACAUGCUUCUGGGGGGUCAGGGCACCCGGCUCAAUUUCUUUUCCUCUGCCCCAGGCCCAUUUUGUGCCCUUUCACCCUUGGGCCCUCCCAGAUAAAUAAAGUAGAGUCAGACCUCGAGUGCUUGCUGUGCCUCAUGCCCUUGCACAGAGUUUCCCUCACAUGCCUGCUGCAAAGGCAGCUGGCACCUUCUGGGACCCUGUGUCAUCCUCUCAGCUUUGGUCCUGAGUCAUCCUGUGUCCUGUCAAGAGUUCUGUGCAAACAGAGAGCAGCUGUGUGAAACCCUGUGUGGGGAGCAGGACACCAGAAGUGUCCAUGCCUCACCCUUAGGUCACUGCUGGUGUGUGACACGAAGCUGCUGCCUACCCUACAAAUCAGAGCUGCCAAGAUUGCAUCAGAAGGGAGGCAAGGACCCUAUGGCAGGGCAACAGUCAGUGGUAGAUUUCUCACUUUUAGAGGUGGAAAGAUGUCUGUAUCACCCUAACACACUGCCAGGGAGCACAGUGUCCCUCUUCUUGCUCCUGCCCAAGUCCAAACCUUUGAGCUGGCACACACAUCAUCUGCUGCAGGUGCUCAGCACAGAGUCAUCCUCCUGUACACACACACACACACUGACUCAUUCUGAUCCCAACACACACACAGAGCCAGUCCCAGUUCCAGGCAUCCAGGCACCCCACCUGCACAUGCAGAGCUAUCACUCAUGCCCAUGCUGACCUGCCCUCUGCAUGCAGCCAUGGAUACAUCCAGCCACUUUACCUUAUCCUGAUCGUAGCAGUGUGUACCACCUUCUGCUUCAGACAAAAAACAUGCACACACCACUGAGGAGUAACAAAAACAUCUCAGCCAGAGUGCAGAGCCAGUGGGAACUGGCAGAAGAGGAUGGAGAGAGGCAAAAUUAUUGAGAUUCCACCAGUCAGUGGAAAUAAGUACACAGCAUCAAAAAAAAAAAAAAAGAAAGUAUGUUCUUAUCUAUUUUAUGUCUUCUCAAAUAAAUGGAGAGACUAAGGAUAUGAAGCCUCCAUUUAGAAAUGUUUGAUUGGCAGAUCAGAAGUGGGUCAUCAGGAAAGACUGGAGGAGGAGGUGGCUUACCAGGAGCGUGAGCCGUGCUGAGUAGUGUGAGCCUAGGGGAAGGUGUCAGGGGAAGAAGUCACACAUAGUCAACCCAGGAGAUGCCAUGGCUGGCACAGGGGCCAGCACGGUGUGUGGAACAGGGUGAUGCAGCCAGUGUGACCAAGAAGAGUGGGCAGAGGUAUGGAGGGUCUUGAGGUGAAGGCUGGAACCUGGAGCACAGUGUGGCACAUGUGGGAGAGCCCAGGAAAGGUCUGGCACAGAAGGCAGCAGAGCCCACAUGCACUCCCUUCACCACCAUGGGGGUGUCCAGUGACACCCACAGCUGCACCUGAGUGUGCCCACACACACAGCUGUGCACACUGCCACUGUCACGUAGGGUGACUUCCCCCAACCAGAUUUUAAAGCCCUCAGACUGCAGUGCCUCCUAUUAGUCUUAGCUCAUUCUGACCUGACAGGGAAAAAAAAAGUGAGAGGGAAAAAAAAAAUGAAAGGAACUCAACAUAAGGACUCAUUUUGUAUCACUGGAAGUGGGAUAAAAUGCUGUCUGCAGGGGAGAGCGCACAUUGCCAUGGUAACCUGCUCUAACCCGUCACAGUGGGUAUUCCUGGGCGAGGAAGAUGACACCGGAGGUCGUGCAUCCACUGUGCCUGUGCAUGGUGUGAUCCCUGCCAUCAGGAAACAAGCUGGCAGCCAGCCCAGCCUUGCAGGGUGUUUCACUAGCAACCUGUGUUCAGAGCCUCAGAGCCCUGCAUGCUCUGCAGGCGCACCCUGCCAGGGCACCUCACCUCUUCCUUCCACCUGCUCCAUCUGAAUCCCAGUGCCGUGGGACACCUCACAGCCCGCCUGCUCGCUGUGGCUGCAUCCCUGUGGAAGCAAUGCACACUGGCUCCUCACUCCUUCUGCUCCCAGAGAGGUGGCUGUACUGAUCUGUGGGCGCACAACACCAUUAAUCAAAGCUUGGAGCGGCAAAAUCCCACCUGGUCUACCCAGGGUCACCAGAGCCAAGGAGACAGGGUGCUCUGGACUGUUUUAGCAUGGGGCAGAGGAGGAUGUUCUUCAGGGAAGCACAAGACCAGGCUGCCACAGAGGAAGAACUGGGAGAAGCAGUCAGCCCGCCCACCAGUGUGAGCACACACUUUCCUCCUGCUUCCAGCACACUGUGGGGAAGAGGAAGCAAAGGAGGGGGGCUGGUGAAAUGUGAGGAGGAAGGACUCUUCCCCCAUGCACUGCACAGCCACUCCAACCGUCCCAUCUGCUCCAAGCGUAGCCCGCUCUGAAGGGCAGAACUGGCGCACUGCAGACUCCAUAUGCGUGUUAUUGCUGUUCCACAUUCCCAGCAGGCCAGGAGCAGACUCUGCCUGCUGGAUCCAAACCUCUCCCCAAGCUCCCUCUCAGGGGAACCUCUCCCUUCACCAUACUGGACUCCGCAAUCAUACUUGAAAUGGGACUUGAGUCAGAGUGGUAUAUUUAUAGAUCUAUAUUUUACUUGCAUCAAAUAAUGGUGACAUAUUGCACAAAACAAAUGGGAUCUCUAUGUAUGUGUGUGUGUGUGUGUGUGUGUGUGUGUGUGUGUGUGUGUGAGAUAAGAGAGAGACUGUUCUUAAGAGAAAAGACUAGAGGUGAAAGGGAAGAAGAUAGGGGACAAUGCAGGGGUUGAGGGUGUGAAAUCCUCCUUUCCCUGCACCUUCCCUGUGACUUCCUCCUGCCCUGACCAAUUUUUCUUUGUUGCUAAUAAUAUUUUCUAUAUCCUGUGUUGUGGGGCUGGUGAUGACCUUGCCCAUCCUUUCCUUUUUUUUUUUUAAUUUAUACGGCAGAAAGUCUGGAUUUAUCUCAACCCUAGACAAGGGAUUGCUAUGUUUAGCAACCCACCCAGGAAAGGAGAAGACAGGAAAGGGGAGAACUGAGUGUUGCUGGGAAACACGAAGGCUGGCUAUGAGGAGUCCCUCUGGAAAGCAAAUACUCUGUUUGGCAGGAUGAGGACCUGUCCUUCUGCAUGCAGAGCAGAGGGAAGUGCCCUCUUCAUGGCACUGUUUGCAAACAGACUCUUUCUCUGCUCCCCAGCACGCCUGGAAAUCAGGCUGCCCUGGUGUGACUGAGCUGUUGCACUGCCCACAGGCACUGCAGGGAGCACAGCAUCCUCAGCAGGCAGAAACAGAGCUCUGAGGGAUGCUGGAUACAGAAUGAGACCCAGUGCUCCCUGUGUGCCCAGCCAAGGGGCUCCUCUGGUGUGUGGGGACAGCAGCUCCUGUUGUCCCUGCAGGUGCCUCAGGAAAGGGUCCUCUGGGGCUGCCAGGUCCAACAAUGCCAGGGUGAUGUUGGGCUGGCAGGGCCACCAGGAACAGCCCUCCUGCUCCUCCUGCUCCCCUUCCCCACACAUCCACCUGUGGGACAGGUAGGCACAUCCCUUGCAGGGAACAGAUUACACUUGUAAUUCCUUUUUCUUUUUUGUUACUGUUUGAGGGAGAGCGACAAGAUUUUCUAAAAUGAUUGAAUGGAGGUUUCUUUGGCAUGAGACAGAAAAUUUUUAAAGGUAUAUUAUAUUUCUGGCUUGUUGUUACAGAAUAAUAAUAAAGAAUGUAUUUUCCUAUGC